Molecule: messenger RNA, 2514 nt
Organism: Suillus subalutaceus
Lineage: Eukaryota; Fungi; Basidiomycota; Agaricomycetes; Boletales; Suillaceae
Product: adaptin N terminal region-domain-containing protein
Exons: 9
Coding region: 1-2514 (837 amino acids)
Biological process (GO): vesicle-mediated transport; intracellular protein transport
Cellular component (GO): membrane coat; AP-3 adaptor complex
Source: RefSeq, a predicted model, not a curated record
AUGGACGGGAUCAACCUCAACGCUCUGAGCGAGAAUGCAACGCGGCUUGGGAUGAGGAUUCAAGAGACAAUAGCUGAGCACACCCGGGAUUUGUCGUUGACACGGGGCGGGAGCUCAUUGUUUGACAUGGCGGACGACAAGGCGAAGAAUAUAACAAAGCAGCUCGAAUCAAGCAGCGACCGUGAAAAGCUGGACGCCAUGAAACGUUUGAUCGCGCUCAUCUCAAAGAACCGGCCAGUCUCCUCAUAUUUCCCUGCUGUAGUCAAGAAUGUAGCCAGCCCGAACCUCGAGCUACGCAAGCUGGUGUACAUCUACCUCCUUCGUUGUGCACCAUCUGAACCUGAUCUGGCAUUGCUGUCGAUCAAUACUUUCCAGCGAGAUCUCGCUGAUUCGAGCCCUCUCAUACGCGCUAUGGCUCUUCGCGUGCUGAGCGGCAUUCGUGUUCCUACCGUUGCUACCAUUGUACUUAUGGCUGUCCGAAAGUCUGCUGCAGACCCGAGCCCAUACGUUCGUAAGGCUGCUGCGUUUGCCGUUAUGAAGGUAUACAAACUAGACCAGGCGCAUCACCCAACUCUGCUCGAUAUUAUGACGACUCUUCUGCGCGAUCGUUCUCCGCUUUCACUUGGGACUGCUGUUCUUGCUCUCGAAACCAUUGCGCCAUCUCGCCUUGACCUUCUCCACGUGCAUUUUCGCCGCCUCUGCCGUGCCUUGCCGGAUAUUGACGCGUGGGGACAAGUCGACGUUCUCCGCGUACUCGUGCGAUACGCGAGGACCAUGUUACCCAAGCCCGUUCCCGCCAGCGAGAGGCAAGGGGAAGAGGUUGACAAAGAUCUGAAGCUCCUGCUGGCCUGCGCAGAACCUCUCUUCAUGAACAAGAACCCUGCCGUUGUUCUUGCUGUUGCACGAGCCUUCUACUACCUUGCUCCUUCAUCGAUGCUCCCAAAGAUUACCGCACCUCUCCUUCGCCUCCUCAGCGUGUCGCGCGAGGUUGAGCGUGUGACACUGGCUUACUUGCUCGUCGUCGCACGUUCGCAUCCAGCUCUAUUCAUUACUUCACAUAACCGCCUUUUUGUGCGCGUGGAUGAUGCAGAACAGGUGAAGCGGACAAAGAUUUCGGCUCUCCUGGCAUUGUGCACAGUUGACAAUCACCAGGCAUUACUGCGAGAGUUCGUGGACUAUGCUCAAGACACAGACGACUCUGUUGUGGGAGAUGCGAUUCAUGCCAUUGGACGCAUUGCCAGCCUCGUUCCCUUGUCUACGCCUCAAUGCCUCACUGCCCUCAUGGGAAUGAUCAACAGCAAGCAAGAUACCAUCGUCUCAAACGCAGUCCUCGUCCUCAAGUCCCUCGUCCAAAAUCAACUUCUCACACCUUCCUCUACCUCAACGACGACUCUCGCAACUUCCUUGUCAUCGCAGCAAGCUCUCACGUCAUCCAUUCCCUCGCUGACACCAUCAAUCUCUACUUCAUUAUCAGCUGCACCCCUGUCCUUCACAAGCCCGGAGUCGACCUCUGUAGCCCAAGCUCCACUCUCCAUUAUUGCCCAGCUGGCCCGCCGCAUUGACGACAUCCGGCACCCCCACGCGCGAGCUUGCGUGCUGUGGCUCGUCGGUCAAUACGGGUCGGUCCCAGGCACGGGAACAACAGUCGAAGGCGUAGCAGACUGGGCACCAGAUGUACUGCGCAAGGCAGCGAGGAGCUUCAACACUGAGGCUUCCCUAGUCAAACUUCAGACCCUCACUCUUGCUGCGAAACUGAUACUGCUCGCGCCUACGCACCGUACACUUGCCCUGCUGGCACAGCAUGUUCUCACACUGGCUCGGUACGAUGAAGACUGGGACGUGCGUGACCGCGCGAGGAUGUUGAGGGCACUUCUUGUUGGUGUAGUUGCGGGUGUCACGAGUAGUAAUGAUGAGGAAGGCAUCGAGGAAAAUUGGAACAGGGAAGAGCAGGCAGGAAGGCCGGGUGUGGUAUUGAGAAGGGAACAAGUGAUACGAGUGUUGUUCGAGGGAAAGACUGGGACGAUUGAAGAAGAGCCAGUGACUGACACUCGUCCACUCGGAACGCUUUCCCUCGUGAUGGAGAGUGAAAGUCUACAUCUGCAUGAUGACGACGAUGACGAGACUGUGAUAGAUCUCCCCGAGUGGCUGGAACAGGGAAUUGACCCCGCGUUGCGCGAUAGCGAUGAUGACACACCCCAAGUUGCCUUGUCGUCGGUGGCUCAAGCGAUUUCAUCCCAUGGAAUCUCGUCUCAACGUGUGCCCACGCCUGCGGGUUCGACACCAAUCGUGCUCACGCCCACAGGGGGAUCGACACCAAAGGAUACGAAGGACUGGAGGGAUUUGAACAAGUUCUAUGCAAGUGAGAGCGAGUCUGAGGAAGAGGAGGAGGGAGUGGAAGAGGGCAGUGGAAUUGACGAGGAUAGUGAUGAGGAUGAGGAGACUUCGGAGGAUGAGGAAGAUGAGGAAGGAGUUGCAGAACACGAUCCUGGUCCGAGUCACGAAAAAUCACCGUAG